Molecule: messenger RNA, 1386 nt
Organism: Uloborus diversus
Lineage: Eukaryota; Metazoa; Arthropoda; Arachnida; Araneae; Uloboridae
Product: BDNF/NT-3 growth factors receptor-like
Exons: 8
Coding region: 1-1386 (461 amino acids)
Biological process (GO): cellular response to nerve growth factor stimulus; multicellular organism development; positive regulation of kinase activity
Cellular component (GO): axon; signaling receptor complex
Molecular function (GO): neurotrophin binding; transmembrane receptor protein tyrosine kinase activity; ATP binding
Source: RefSeq, a predicted model, not a curated record
AUGGAGCUUUUAUUAACAACAUCUGUAGAAAAUGUCACAGACGCACAAUUGCACAUUGCACCUACGGAAGGAGCUUUUGGCCCUCACCAGUUGCUCGGAAUGCUGUCAAAUUCGAAGAACAUUCCAAAUAGUGAUUCUGAUACAAACGCGACAGUAUCCAACGGCACAACAAUUAUAACAUUUCCUUCCAACUCAAACCCACACACUUCAUCAGUUGUGGCGCUUUGCCUCAUACCAUUUCUCCUAGUAAUAUCAGCCAUUUCAGUCGUGUGGUGCUACAGGAAAUACAAAGGGUAUUCCCCCUGGUGGUUACCUGGUGCUAGAGCAAGAAAUUCUGCUGCCAUGUCCUUGAGUAAAGUCAUGCAACAGUAUAUUUCGAAUCCAAACUACUAUUCCAACUCUCCGGAUGGUCCACUGCUAAGAAUGUUUCGGGAGUUCGAAAUUCCAGAAGAAAACAUCGCCGUCGAGGAAGUGAUUGGCGAAGGAUAUUUCGGAAAAGUGCUCAAAGGAAUUUAUACCACAACUUCGGGUGUGACGUUACCCGUCGCAGUCAAAACACUGAAAGAAAACGCCAAUCCUGAGGGACAGAUUGACUUCGAGAGAGAGGUAGAGAUCAUGUCAUCUUUCUCCCAUGAAAAUAUUCUGAAGCUUUUGGGAAUUGUGAAAAAAGAGAACGAAGCAACGCCUUGGAUGAUAUUUGAAUUUAUGAGAUUCGGAGAUCUGGCAGAGGUACUUCGCAGCAACAGUCCACUGAUGCCAGAUCGCAAUACAGAACCUGAACUAAUACUGCAAGAGUCGGAUCUGGUGAGAAUAUCCGAGCAAAUCGCCAAUGGGAUGCUCUAUUUAGCAUCUCAGCACUUCGUACACAGAGAUCUUGCGACUCGGAACUGCCUGGUUGGAGAAGGAUGCGUCAUUAAAAUAUCAGACUUUGGUAUGUCCCGAGAUAUCUACACAUCAGAUUACUACAAGAUAAGUGGCUCUCGAAUGUUGCCCAUCAGAUGGAUGGCGCCUGAAAGCAUUUCCUACGGCAAAUUUUCUUUAGAUUCUGAUACCUGGGCUUAUGGUGUCGUUUUGUGGGAAGUGUUUACUUAUGGUAAACAGCCAUAUUUUGGACAUACUAAUGACGAAGUUUUAAGGUUGGUCCUCCAGGGAAUUCUUCUAUCUCCUCCAGAAAACGCUCCAGAAUUCAUUUGCGACAUCAUGAAAGGCUGCUGGAAGACUGACCCCCGCGACCGAUUAGUCUUUUCGGAAAUAUGCGACAUUAUAUCCGCCAAUACCACAUCAUCACCAUAUGCAGAAGUCGUUCCUACUCCACCCUCCUCAGACAUUGAAAUAAACAUGGACAGUGACAACUACCUGAUUCCUACCGUAUCUGUAGAAACAUAA